UCCUGGGGAUGCUGCCAGCUGCCCUGCACCUCCCUGCCUGAGCCAGCAGAGGAUGGAAGUGAUCGGCAUCAGCUGGGCAAAGGACCCUUCGCCGGGUGCUGGGAUGUCACCCCACUGAAGAUGGGAGUUACAAAUGGGCUUGUGACCUGCAUGUGUGGCACAGGCACCUGCAUUGCCAGACUUGUUGGGCAGUAGUCCAGGGCCACCACAAGACAGGCAGACUUUGGCCACAGCAGCUCAUCCUGUUAACUCCUCUGUGAAACCAUACAUGGAAAAGCUUCCCUUCGCCUCCAGUGAAUGAGGGUGGUGGGUGCCUGUGCCCUGCACAUGGUUGUGGAGCUCCCUGCCCACCAGCAGGGUGGGCAGCAUGUUGGGUAUCACCCUGCUCCCCCCGUGAGACCGGCAGCAGCCAAGCAUGGAGCCCUGCAGCUCUGUCCCUGGGGACAAAUGCCAGCUGCCGGAUUCCUCUCCAGAGACCCAAGAGCAGCCUGUGAGGCACCAGGACUGACUGCUUCCGUGCUGUCAGUAGGCAGUCUGGGACGCCUGUUGUCAUAGAUGUGACUGCAGCCUGCUGCAGGAGUGCUCCAGCUGCAGGAUACGGGAUGCAGCAGGGAUGGGGAUGCUCUGCAUUGACCACUGAGCCCCAUGUUGAUAGUGUGGACUUUCCUCCUCGUCUUCCCUAAAGGAUGCUAGUUGUCUCUCCAAAAGGUACUGCUUAUGCAGCCUCCUAGAGUGCAAUGGCGAAGGGUCUGCAGGGCUUCUCGUGGACCAUGCUGCUGCUGUUCUGCACUGUCCAGGAGCUGGGGGCCUGGGCCAUGCACACUGCGGUGGAGGGCACUGGCCUGGGUCAGCCAGGGGACCCUGCGCUACUGGCCGGUGGGCGAGUGAAGCGUGGCUGGGUCUGGAAUCAGUUCUUUGUGGUGGAGGAGUACACGGGCACAGAGCCGCUGUACGUAGGGAAGAUCCACUCAGACUCGGAUGAGGGGGACGGCUCCAUCAAGUACACAAUCUCCGGGGAGGGCGCAGGGACUAUCUUCCUCAUCGAUGAGAUCACAGGUGACAUCCAUGCCACCGAGCGUCUGGACCGGGAGCAGAAAACUUUCUACACGCUGCGAGCUCAGGCCCGUGACCGGCAGACAGACCAGCUGCUUGAGCCAGAGUCAGAGUUUAUCAUCAAGGUGCAGGACAUCAACGACAGUGAGCCACGCUUCCUGGAGGGGCCCUACAUCGGCAGCGUGGCCGAGCUAUCCCCUGUCGGCACCUCAGUGAUGCAGGUGAUGGCAUCUGAUGCUGAUGACCCCACGUAUGGGAGCAGUGCUCGAGUAGUCUACAGCGUGCUGGAGGGCGAGCAGCACUUUACUGUGGACAGUAAAACAGGUGUGAUUCGGACAGCCGUGGCUGACCUGGACCGUGAGACACAGGACCGGUAUGAGGUGGUGAUCCGUGCGACGGACAUGGCGGGACAGCUGGGUGGCCUCUCUGGUCCACCACAAGUCACCAUUGUUGUCACUGAUGUCAAUGACAACCCACCACGCUUCCCACAGAAGAUGUAUCAAUUCAGCAUUGUUGAAACUGCUCCUGUGGGCACCGCCAUUGGGAGGGUGAAGGCAGAGGACUCUGACGUCGGGGAGAACACAGACAUGACAUACCAGGUGAAGGAUGAGGAAGGGGUGGAGAUGUUCAAAGUCACCACAGACAGCAAUACCCAAGAGGCUAUCAUCAUGGUACAGAAGCCUCUUGACUACGAGUCGAAAAAAGUGCACACUGUUGUGGUGGAAGCCCUCAACAAGUUUGUGGACCCACGGUUUAUGGACCUGGGCACCUUUCGGGACCAGACCAUUGUGCGAGUCUCAGUGAUGGAUGUUGAUGAGCCCCCUGAGUUCCGGCCCCUGUCCAACCUGAUGGAGGUCCAGGAGGAUGCGCAUGUUGGCUCUCUCGUGGGAGUAGUCACUGCCCUUGACCCUGACACAGCGAACCAUCCUGUCCGGUACGCCAUCGACCGCAGCACAGAUACAGAGAGGAUCUUUGACAUCGAUGCCAGCACAGGUGCCAUUGUGACAGGAAAGGUCCUGGACCGGGAAACAGCAGGGUGGCACAACAUCACUGUCCUGGCCAUGGAAGAAGAUAAUCACUCACAGGUAUCCAGAGCCUCUCUCCGUAUCCGGAUCCUGGAUGUGAAUGACAACCCACCUGAGCUCGCCACCCCCUAUGAAGCUGCAGUGUGUGAGGAUGCCAAGCCAGGCCAGCUGAUCCAGACAGUAAGUGUAGUGGACCGUGAUGAGCCUCAGAGCGGCCAUCGCUUCUACUUCACACUGGCACCUGAAGCCAUCAACAACCGCCAUUUUUCUCUGCUGGAUAUUAAGGACAACACGGCUGCAGUGCACACACAAAGAAUGGGCUUCAAUCGCCAGGAGCAGGACGUGUACCUGCUUCCCAUCUUGGUGGUGGACAGUGGUCCCCCAGCCCUCAGCAGCACGGGGACUCUGACCAUCCGCGUCUGUGGCUGUGACAGCACUGGGGCCAUCCAGUCCUGCAACAGCACAGCCUAUGUUGUGACAGCCACGCUGAGCCCUGGUGCGCUCAUCGCACUGCUUGUCUGCGUCCUCAUCCUGGUCGUGCUGGUCCUUCUGAUCCUCACACUGAAGCGACAUCACAAAAGCCACCUGACAACCGAGGAUGACGAGGACAUGAGAGACAAUGUCAUCAAGUACAACGAUGAAGGGGGAGGCGAGCAGGACACAGAGGCCUAUGAUAUGUCAGCCCUGCGCAGCCUCUACGACUUCAGUGAGAUCAAGGGUGGUGAUGGAGGCGGGGGGCUGGGAGAGGGGGGCCUGAGUAUUAACCCAGCCUCCAAGCUCCACACCCUCCCACAGUGGGUGCAGAGCCCAGACCUGGACUUCUCCAUGUUCAGAGACUACAUCUGCAAGAAGGUGGAGCUGGCAGAUGGGGACCUCUCCGUGCCACCCUAUGACUCGUUCCAGACCUACGCCUUUGAGGGCUCAGACUCCCCUGUGCCCUCCCUGAGCUCCAUCAACACCUGGUCCAGCGGCUCGGAGCAGGACUUCUCCUUUCUGGGAGGCUGGGGGCCGCGUUUCCGACAGCUGGCAGCACUCUAUGCUGGGCGCCGGGGUGAGGAAGACAGUGAGGGAUCCUAGCUGUCCCACCAACCCCUGCCAGACUCCCGGCACCUCCUGCACCAGGGCUCUGUGCCCCACGGUGCCACGCAAGGACAGCGUGUGCCUCUGGCCAGGCUUGUCAGCUGCCAGAGAGGGGCUGCACCGAGGGGCUGGGGAGCACCAGCAACGUGCUCCUUGUCGGCUGCCUCCUGUUGGGUGCCUCUGCACCCACAUGAUAAGGCUGGAGUGCCCAAAGGAGCUGCUGUAGCAGUAGUCAUCUCCUUAAUACCAAUCUCCAUUAAAGCACUACGCAUUAAUUUAAGAAAGAGAAAAUCUAAUUCAAGAGAGUUUGGAGGGGGAGUUCUCCUCCACAAAUUAUCAUUUAAAUAGAUCUGUGCAGUGAGCCCAGUUCAGGAGAGGAAGAGCAAACCGGGAGCCUUUUGUUGUCUAAAUUGUUUUUGUCACUUGAGUCAGAACAUUUGAAGUGCUUUGGUUUCUCUAAGAGCUUUCCUUGCAGAGGGAAACGAGCUUUUAACUUCUGUUUGGCUUUUUCCUCUGUAUGUUUGUUUGCUUUUUGGAGUCCUUCUCUAUGUGUGUGGGUUCAUCCCCAUUGCCUGACUGCUGGCACAGUAUUGGAAGGAGCUUGCGCUGGGGGAUGGGCGUGAUGGAUGUGGGCUCCAAGGUCACAUCCUGCACGGAGCGAGCACUGCUCUAGAGUUCAGUGCAAAACACACUUUGCUGCUUAGCUGCUGCUGCUUUGCCUCUCAGUUCUUAGACCCUGCGGUUAUCCAAGAUGUCUGUGAUCUGAAGCAGCUCUCUCCCUUCCUGCACAGCAGAUACCAUCUGUGAGGCCCUGAUGUGCCCCAUGGCCCCUGUGAUGGAUGUGCUGCUGAGGCACAACACUGUGUCCCCUGCUGUGUAACGAGGCAUAAAGCAGCCCUAGUGCAGGGCAGUGCCAUCGGGGGGGGGGGGUUCUGGGUGGGCUCUGCCAGCCCCUUGGGGCAAGCUGGACCUGGCUUUGUGGGGCCUCACCCAAGAGGACCUCAGGUAACCCUGGCCUGCAGUGUAGGGGAGAGCCAUGUCCCGGCUAGUACACCAUGCUGUAGGGUGUGAGAGAACCCCAGCCCUCUGGUUUAGAGGGAUAGUUCCUGCUUACUCCCAGCUGUGACAACAAAGCAGUCACCACUGGACACAGAAAAGCUGUCCUCAGAACAUGUUCCUAAGGCCAGAUCCUGCUGGUACUGCUGUGUGGCUGGGCUGGUUGGUGCAGUCUGGGCCACAGGUCUGUGACACCUCAGGGUACCUGGAGUGUCCCCACCCUGGCACAGUGCCCUGCAAGAAACCAGCAUGAGCUUCUGCAGCAGGGCUGCAUUUGCAUGAAAUGUCUAGUUUCAGGAGGAAGGUCAGGAGGAGGCUGGCAGGAUGUGCCCUUUCUUCCAGGACUGGAGGUCAUGCUGGAGGAACAAGAUCUGUGCCACACGCCUUCCCUGAUCAGCAUGUUUGGGCUGUGUUGGGGACUGCAACUCCUUAUCUGUUCGUGUUGGGAAAAAAAAAUUACAUAAAUGAUAGGUAACUAACUGAUAGGGUCUCCCAAGGCCUGGCACAUCCUGGGCUUGUCACUGGGUUUGUCCUUUUUGUUUAUCCACAGACUGUUUUCUCUCCUUGUUGUUUUCUCUGUAAAUGUAGACGUGUGUUCAUUUUUCACUGUUUUGCUUCCCGGCUGCUGGUGUUGGUCCUUUGACUGCAGAGUGAGACCUGACAGCGGAGAGGGGCAGGACAUGUUUUUGUCACUCCUCUUGCCCACAGCCACCAAGUCAGCCUAUGUGGGAGCAAUAGCUCAGUUUUCUUGCUGGGCCAGGAGCCGCUCGCUUCUCAGGGUCUCCCAGUCCCCCCAAAGAAGGCAGAAGGUGCCGGCGAGAUGCUGGUUCACUGUGAUGGUGCUGGGGAGGCUGUGGGGCCAGGAGGCUGCUUUGCACUGCCCCACGAGGGCUGGCUUCAGGCCACACUGCCCCAGGGAGGGGAUGCCCUGGAGCAGGAGAAUGGAGAAAGCCCUCUCUUUCCUCAGGAACCUGUUCGUGUUUUCCCUCUGGGCUGAGGAGCCAUGCCCAACCCCUCCGGAGCUGGCCCUUCCUCUAGCAGAAAUGUUGUGCAAUAGAAGGGCUCUCUCCAUAGGAGAUGGGGUCUGACAGGGUACACGUUUAGAACCCCUCACCCUUCUCACCUCCCCUACCAGCCAGUCCUCCCCAACACGCAUGCACGCACGCUUGCAGUUUAAUUUCUUUCCCACGUGUAGCCGCAGGAGGAGUGCGGCGCUGCCCGCUCUGCCUGCCCCACACAUGGCAGGUGGAACUGGCAGCCGCCACAAGGUCUGAUGGUCACUUUGGUUUUCUUUCUCUACCCAGAUAAAAUUAGGAAGUUGGUUUCCUCCCCCUUGUUAUUUUUCAAGGUCUUUCUAGGACCUGGAAAUAAAUUAUUUCCGUGUCGUAAA
Messenger RNA from Calypte anna (Anna's hummingbird), 5604 nucleotides. It is a transcript of the gene CDH22, whose product is annotated as cadherin 22. The record is from RefSeq and is a predicted model, not a curated record. Lineage: Eukaryota; Metazoa; Chordata; Aves; Apodiformes; Trochilidae. Gene Ontology annotation, cellular component: adherens junction; plasma membrane; catenin complex. Gene Ontology annotation, molecular function: cadherin binding; calcium ion binding. Gene Ontology annotation, biological process: cell morphogenesis; calcium-dependent cell-cell adhesion; cell-cell junction assembly.